Malassezia japonica is the source of this 1005-nucleotide messenger RNA. RefSeq lists its product as uncharacterized. The transcript has 5 exons. The coding region runs from base 1 to 1005 and encodes 334 amino acids. Gene Ontology annotation, molecular function: thiosulfate-cyanide sulfurtransferase activity. Gene Ontology annotation, cellular component: mitochondrion. The record is from RefSeq and is a predicted model, not a curated record. Lineage: Eukaryota; Fungi; Basidiomycota; Malasseziomycetes; Malasseziales; Malasseziaceae.
AUGUCGCUGGCCAAAGGCGCUGCUCUGCCGCCGCUGCUCCUCUCGCCGAAGCAGCUCUCGGGUCUGCUCGGCGCCGCGCGCCCGAUCCGUCUCUUGGAUGCGACCUGGUUCCUGCAGAUGCCGGGCCAGCCCGUGCGCAACGCGCACGCCGAGUUCCUCACCGGACCCCGCAUUCCCGGCGCGCUCUUUUGGGACGUCGACAAGGUCGCGACGGUCGGCGCGGCAGUGCACAACAUGCCGCACAUGAUGCCUACCGGCCCUGUGUUUGCCGAGGCCGCACGCGCACUCGGAAUCGCCAGGGAUACGCACGUCGUCGUCUAUGACACGCAUGGCAUCUUUUCGUCGCCGCGCACUGCGUUCACGUUCUCGGCGUUCGGACAUGAAGCCGUCUCGGUGCUCGACGGCGGCCUCCCGGCAUGGGCCGACGCGGGCUUUCCGCUCGACACACAGGCACUGACCAGCGACCCGGCCGUGCAGGCGUCCGAGUACGCCACGCCGACGCUCCGCGAGGGAUGGGUGCGCUCGUUCGAGGAGAUACUCGCCAAUACGAGCAUGGGUCCCCGCGCACAGACCGUGCUCGACGCACGUCCCAAGGCGCGCUUUGACGGCCACGGGCCGGAGCCGCGCCCGGGCCUCGCGUCGGGGCACAUUCCGGGUGCGCGCUCGCUGCCGUUCUCGAGCGUGCUCGACACGCACACGACGACCGACAAGCAGAUCCCCGAGAGGACGUUUACGACGCUCAAGCCGCAGCACGAGCUGUGGAAGCUCGUCAACGCGGCCGUCGGCGGCGAGGACGGCAUCGAGAAGCUGCGCCACGACAGCAGCGCGCGUGGCUCGCUCGGCGUGUCGCUGUCGUGCGGCAGCGGCAUGACUGCGAGCGUGCUGUGGCUCGUGCUGCAGCAGCUCGGUGUCGACGCUGCUGUGUAUGACGAGAGCUGGCUGGGCUGGGGCCGCCGUGGCGCGCAGGGCGAGGCGCCUGUCGAGGUGUCGCCCAAGGACGAGUAA